AUGGAUUCUCUCGAAUUCGACUUGCACUCGCAGAUUUUGUCGAGCCUGGCAUCCACUCUCGCCAAAGACUCGACCACACAGGCCGAUGAGGUUCAGAGGCUCAUCAGGGCUGGACCCUGCUUGCCCUCACCUAGUCAACCUUCAACUCCUAAGCCUUAUGCCACCGGUAUUGUUGGUGGUGUUGCCGAGGGUGCAGCAGAACCCGUUCUUGCCGAAGGCGGACUUAUGACGAUGCGCCAUCAGCAUGCGUUGAUCGCCCAGGCGAAGUUCGCUGCCGAGUCGUCUGGCCAGUUUGACCACGAUCUCGUCCCCCGUCUCUCGGGAUACCUCCACUCACUUGUCAACUUUCAAUUCACCGAUGGAUUCGGCCUCAAAGGUCGGUCUCCCGCUGACAACCUGACCUACAACAUUACAUCGCACCUCCUGACCAUCGCUGGCAAGAGGCCCUCUGUCCGCCAACAGGUUCUUGACUCUAUUUGGGCCUAUCUUGACAAGCUGUCGUCCUUUGUCAUUUCGGACAAUGCCGCCAAGGUCUGCGAGUUUGUCUUACCCUCCCUGAACGGCCUCCUCGCUGCAUUGGAGACUUCAUCUCUUGAAUUCCAGCCCCGCGAUUUCGCCGAUCUGGUCUCGCACUCCAACCCAUUCCUCUCCAGCGAGACCUCAGAACGUAUCCGACAGGCGAUCACCGUCGUCAAACAGGACACCACCAACUCUUAUGCCCACCGCGUUCUUUUGCAGUAUGCUGGUGAGAGCAUCGUCCUCAGCUCCAACAGAGUCGUGCUCCAGGUCUUGACUGUUAAGCGCAACAUGAUCGGGUGCCUCCUCAAGGCUCACUUGGACAAGGCAGAGAACAAAGACAAACCAAUUACCCCUGCACCCUCCGCUUUUGUCGGCUUUGAUGAUGUCUGGAACACUCUCUUGACCACCCCUGUCAGUGUCAGCGCUGCAGGACCUGUCGAUCUCACAAAGGUCAUGAGGACAGAGUACAUCAUGUCACUCCAGUUCUUUGCCGAUAUGCGCGCCUUUGCCAACGAGCUCUUGGCUCAAGGAAACGUCUCAUACGAGUUUUACUACACCGAGAUCAUGGGCAUCUCGUUGCAACUGGCGUCCUUGGCUAGUGUCUACAUUCACGAGCUGGAUGAUGUUCUUCCUUCUCACAUCUCCACUUGCCUCUUCAACCAAGUCCGCAUCGAAGAGUUCUGGAUCCACGCAGCAGCCUUGGACUGCUCGGCUUUCCUCGGCAUUAACUUUGCUGAGGCGAAUCAGGAAAUGGCGGCAUUGUUGCAGCAGUUCUUGACGACACCAUCAUCUAUUUUCGAAGGACCUGACGCUGGAAUCAUUCAAGCAUGCGCUGUUGAGCGUUUGGCGCAGACAUUGAAGCACUUCUCCACUGGCGAGGAUGUUGCCAUGUCGACGGUCUAUGCUCUCUUGAACACCCUCUACAGUCACAACACCACAAGCGGAGGUGAGGAUGCAGACGUCUCUGGUCAGGCCAACUUGAUCCAAGAGAACGUGAUUGCUGCCAUCUCCAAGAUUGCCUGCGUUUUUAAGAGCGAGAAGAUCACGCCUUUGGUCCUCUCGAUGUUGGCUCAGCAGAUUCGCCAUCAUAGCCCCAAGCUGGAUUGCGUUAUUGUGUCGCGUUUGACGGACAUGGCCAUGACAGGAUCCGAGAACUCGUUCAACGACAUUACUCAGAUUCUCUCCAACCUCUCCAAGCUCUCCAUUUCGCCUGAGAACAAGCCCGAGACCAAGGACCUUUGCGAGACUGUCAAUGCUUGCCAGCUGCGCCUUGCAAAGACGAUCAACGCUCGUCCUGAGUUCUACCCCGCUUACUUGACUUGCCUCCUCAAGCUGUUUGUCGAGAAGGGUGUUCAGAUUCAGGCAACCAUCCAGACCAAUAAGAAGAGCCAAAACAGAAUCAACUCACUGUCUGCCGGUUUGGGUCUUCUCCUCCCUAUCUUGGGCCAGUUGCUGUCGCACGAGGAUUUCCAGCCCCAUCUUCGCCCCAGCAAGGAGGACGCCAAGCUGUUCCGCGAUGUCUGGUUCCACUGUGUCCUCUUCGAGUUUGUCAAGGAUUCUCCUUGGUACAAAGAGUGGAGUGAUUCGAUGCUGUUGAUUGCUCGCAAGACUCCCGCAUUUGUCUCAGGGGACUUGGGCACCAACGCCUACCUGGAGGGCGAUCUCGAGUACAACUCUGUCCUUCCCCGCAGCAUUCUCGAGGAUCAAAAAUCGUCGAUGAGGACCACUCUAGCCAGUUUCCUUCCUGCCCAGACCAGCGAAAUCAAGACUCUCAGCUCUGCCAAGGUCGUUUUCCUCUUGUCCGUCUAUCAUGUCGAGACCAUGCGAAGUCGCCAAGGAAACUGCUCCUUCAUCCUUAAGUACUUUAUGAACUCUGGCGUGAACGACGGCGGCCUUUCCACUUGCUUGGAGGCCAUUGCUGACCAGGUGAUCAACGUCUUCACCUCAGAGUCCCAGACCAAGGUUCUCUCCCACUCCUUGGACGACAAUGUCCGUCAACAGGUUCGCAACCUUCUCAUCGGAUGCGCCCAUCGCCUGAAGCGUGUCAGCUCCUUGAGCACCAAGUGGGUCCACCGCAUGAUUGUCGCUUUCCCCCAGCUCAUGUGUGACAAGGCCCUCUUGACUCUGGUCCUUGAGAUCAGCGAGCUUCUUUGGCUCAGUUGCGAGAACGAGAUGACCGACGAGUACUGCCCCAUCUACAGCUUCACCUCGUCCAAGGUCAACGUGACUAUCGACUUGCCCGACUCGUACCCUUACCGUCGCGAGUUGCUGAGCAAAUUUGUCGAUCUGACUCGCAAGUGGAUCGGCGCUGCCAUGGCCAACUCUCCUCAAGAGGUAGAUGCUCUCUUGCAGGAUUACCUUGCCGAAUCUGAGAAGAUCCACACUGGUAUCAGCCGUGUCCACAUGGGUCGUACCCUCGCCGCCCGUGCUGGCAAGGACCUUGUCAAGAACCACAACAGCUUCGACACUCUCGCCAACAUUCCUGGAGCGAUCAUUGACAACUCGUCCGUAUUCUUCCAGGAGUUCUCAGCUCGUCGUCGUUACCAAGGAGAGAUUGGAGGCAUGGAGAGCUUCUCGACUGUCUUCACCAACCAGUCAGGGACUGUUCUCCAGAGCCAGCUGCCCGCCCUCCGGGAGAGCCUUCAGAAGAUGGCUCAGCAGGUCAAGGACGACCAGUUCAUUUCGAACAAGGAUCUCGCCAACGCUCUUCAUCGUGCUGUCAGUGCCUUGGUGACCUUGGACAAAAUCGAGGAGGACUUGGUCAAGAUGAUUGCUUGGAUCCCCAUCUACUUAUUCACUCCUGACAGUAUGAAGAUCGGUACCUCUGUCUGGAACUGGCUUAUCACCGAGAAGCCUGCUGUCGAGAAGCGUUUGAUGUCCGAGGUCGCUUCUGGGUGGGCUUGGGCCUCGCGUCACCAAAAAGGAUUGUUCUCGCCCUUGUUGGACUCUGAGGAUCCCUUCCGCGCACGCAUGGAGUAUGCCCCCUCUGACAAGAAGGCUCGCCAGAAGAGCUACAAGAUUGCGUCGUACCUCUUCGCACCUCACGUCAUCUGGAUCGAGUUCUUGUCCAGCCGAUUCCAGGCCACCCGCUACGGCAACCGUGAUAUGGUUGACAUUUUCACACGCUUGCUUCAGUUGACCUUUGACACUGGUUACAAGAUGAGUACCCAUCCCUUGGCCAGAGAGGGUCGCUUCCAGUUGAUUCUUUUGGGUCUUCGCCUCAUCCAGACCAACCGCAUGGAAGCCUUGAUCGAGUACAAAAUCCGCUCUGCUCUCUACAUGGCUGCCCUCUCGUGGUUCGAGUUGUCGCCUCGUUGGUCGUUUGGCGGUAACAGGAUGCUCAGCAAGACCGAGACCAGGGUCAUGCGGGAGUUUGGCACUGCCUUGGACCAGGACAAGAUCUUUUUGGACUCUAUCCUGUCGAGCAUCCAGUCUGGUGAUGGCCAUGGCGUUGACGCCAACUAUGUCUUUACCGAGGACUUGACGCGUGAUGCCAUUGUUCGCAAGCAUACUCAGUGCCGCCGUCUCUUGUCGCUCUUGAACGAAAACGAACUGAACCGCCUCAGCGUCUGGAGCACUCCUUUGAUCAUUAACGGUCCGACUCCCGAGGUCAACGUUCAUGAGAAGAGCUUUUCGGAGGAGGGCUGGCGUAACAUGGUUCGCUUCGCUUGGGGGGUCUCGCCCACCUUGGCCCUGCAGUUGAUGUCUCGCUUCAAGAACAAUGUCAUCCCCAGCGAGCUCAGCCUUCUCUUGGCCAGCGAUCCCUUUGCCGCCGUUCACGAUGCCGACGCUGUCCAGAUCUUGCUCGGCGAGGGCAAUGCUCGUUACUCUCCCUCGCAGCUUAAGUACCUCUUGUUCUGGAGCCCUGUGCCCUCGAUCACCGCCAUCUCGUACUUCCAGCCUGCGUACCUUAACAACCCCAUGAUCCUCCAGUAUGCCAUGCGCUCCUUGGAGCACUCGCCUGUUGAGGUCGUGUUCUUCUACGUCCCACAGAUUGUGCAGGCUCUUCGCCACGAUGACUUGGGUUACGUCGAGAAGUACAUUAUGCGCGCUGCCCGCGUCUCACAGCUGUUUGCCCAUCAGAUCAUCUGGAACAUGAACGCCAACAUGUACAAGGACAACAACAGUGAGGUUCCCGAUCCUCUCAAGCCUGCCCUGGAUCGCAUCAUCGACAACAUUGUUAACGGACUGUCGGGCGACGCCAAGAACUUUUACGAGCGCGAGUUCAAGUUCUUCAACCAAGUCACGUCGAUCUCUGGUUCGCUUAUGCCCUUUGUCAAGAAGACCAAACCUGAGAAGAAGAAAAAGAUUGAUGAGGAGAUGGCCAAGAUUGUAGUCGAUGUCGGAGUCUACCUGCCCAGUAACCCUGAGGGAGUUGUCAUUGACAUUGACAAGCGUUCCGGACGUCCUCUCCAGUCUCACGCCAAGACCCCCUUCAUGGCGACGUUCAAGGUCCGCAAGACCCGCGAGGAAUCCAACUUGGGCAAGGCCAUCAUCAAGCGUGGUGCUGGCGACGAUGAGGACGAGGAGGAAGCUGCCCCCAAGACGGUCGAUGUUUGGCAGUCUGCCAUUUUCAAGGUCGGAGACGACUGUCGUCAGGAUGUAUUGGCCAUCCAGCUGAUUGCGGUGUUCAAGAACAUCUUUACCAACGUCGGUCUGGAUCUGUACCUGUUCCCCUACCGUAUUGUCGCCACCGCGCCCGGAUGCGGUAUGAUCGAUGUUAUCCCCAACUCGAUCUCGCGUGACCAGCUUGGUCGUGAGAAGGUCAACAACUUGCAAGACUAUUUUGUCACCAAGUACGGUGGCGUCGACUCGAUCGAGUACCAGAAGGCGCGCAACAACUUUAUCCAGUCCGUUGCAUCCUACAGUGUGAUCUCGUACAUUCUCCAGUUCAAGGAUCGCCACAACGGAAAUAUUAUGAUCGACGACGAGGGUCAUGUGGUUCAUAUCGAUUUUGGAUUCAUUCUGGACAUCUCGCCCGGAGGAAACAUCAACUUUGAGUCGUCGCCCUUCAAGCUGACGGCCGAGAUGAUCCAGAUCAUGGGUACCAGUGUCGAGGACCAGGGUUACCGCUGGUUCUGUGAGCUCUGUAUUAAGGCUUACUUGGCCUCCCGCCCUUACGCUGAGCAGAUCUGUCAGAUGGUUGCUUUGAUGUUGGAGUCUGGUUUGCCUUGUUUCCGCGGAGAGACCAUCAAGCGUCUUCGCUCUCGCUUCCAGGUUGAUCGCUCGGAGCGUGCCGCUGCCGAGUUUAUGAAGGAGAGGGUUGAUGAGUCCUACCUCAACCGUCGUACCGUUCUCUACGACUCCUUCCAGAAGGUCACCAACGGCAUUCCUCAUUAA
This is a messenger RNA of Linnemannia hyalina, 5859 nucleotides long. The record is from the annotation of a GenBank genome assembly. Lineage: Eukaryota; Fungi; Mortierellomycota; Mortierellomycetes; Mortierellales; Mortierellaceae.